AUGUCGAUUGAUUUCCCUGCGGAAGAAGAGCUCGUGCUCUCUCGAUGGAGGGAGAUCAAGGCGUUCGAGCGUCAGGUCGAACUGAACAAAGACAAGACGCGAUACAGUUUCAUGGAUGGACCUCCAUUCGCGACUGGUUUACCUCAUUAUGGACAUUUGCUCGCUUCCACUAUCAAGGAUGUUAUCCCCAGAUACUGGUCCAUGAAGGGCUACCAUGUUGAGCGCCGUUUUGGAUGGGAUACGCACGGCGUACCGAUCGAGUAUGAAAUCGACAAGAAGCUGGGUAUGUCCGGUCUGCAGGCGGUCCAGGAAAUCGGCAUUGAAAAGUACAACGAGGAGUGCCGUGCUAUUGUUAUGAGAUACUCUACGGAAUGGCGCCAAACCAUUGAACGUUUGGGACGCUGGAUCGAUUUCGACAAUGACUACAAGACCAUGAACCCCACAUUCAUGGAAUCUGUCUGGUGGGUAUUCAAGGAACUCUUCGAUAAGGGUCUUGUCUACCGUGGAUACCGUGUCAUGCCCUACUCGACUGCCCUCAACACCCCCCUCAGCAACUUCGAAGCGCAACAGAACUACAAGGACGUGCAGGAUCCCGCUGUUGUCGUGACAUUCCCGCUGCUGCACCAAGAGAACACUUGCUUGCUUGCAUGGACUACCACCCCGUGGACACUUCCUUCGCACGUCGCUCUUUGUGCUCACCCUGACUUCGAGUAUGUCAAGAUCUACGACGAGGCUACCAAGAAGAACUACAUCCUCCUUGAGGCUCUCCUCAAGACCAUCUACAAGGACCCCAAGAAGGCCAAGUUCCAGAUCGUCGACCGCAUCAAGGGUUCCGACAUGAAGGGAUGGAAGUACGAACCUCUCUUCGAUUAUUUCUACGAGGAAUUCAAGAACGAUGGUUUCCGUGUGGUGAAUGACACAUAUGUCACUGCUGAAGAUGGUGUUGGUAUCGUCCACCAGGCCCCAGCAUUUGACCCGCCUCCCCCUAACCCUGUCGAUCCUCAAGGCUGCUUCACCGCCGAAGUUCGGGACUUCGUGGGCCAGAAUGUCAAGGCCGCUGACAAGGGCAUCAUCAAGCACCUCAAGCAAAAUGGACGUGUCCUUGUUGACAGCCAGAUUACUCACAGUUAUCCUUUCUGUUGGCGGUCUGAUACACCUCUGAUCUACCGUGCUGUUCCAUCGUGGUUUGUGAAGGUUAAGCCUAUCAUCCCUGAUAUCCUCGAGGGCAUUGAGAAGUCCCACUGGGUCCCUUCCAACGUCAAAGAGCGCAGAUUCGCUAGUUGGAUUCGUAACGCUCAUGACUGGAAUGUUUCUCGUAACCGUUUCUGGGGAACACCACUGCCAUUGUGGGUUAGCGACGAUUUCAAGGAGGUCGUUGCUGUCGGCAGCAUUGAGCAACUCCGGGAGCUGAGCGGCUACGAAGGCGAACUUCAUGAUAUUCAUCGUGACAAGGUCGAUCAUAUUACCAUUCCCAGCAAGCAGGGCAAGGGUGUCCUUCGCCGAGUUUCUGAGGUCUUUGAUUGCUGGUUCGAGAGUGGUGCUAUGCCGUACGCCAGCCAGCAUUACCCAUUCGAAAACCAGGAACAGUUCGAACAGAGCUUCCCCGCCGACUUCAUUGCCGAGGGUCUUGAUCAAACUCGCGGUUGGUUCUAUGUCCUCUCGGUCAUCGGUGUUCACUUGCGUGGAAAGCUGCCAUACAAGAAUGUGGUUGUCAACGGUAUCGUCCUCGCUGAGGACGGCCGCAAGAUGUCAAAACGUCUGCAAAACUACCCCGACCCAUCGCUUGUGAUGAACUCUUACGGUUCCGAUGCUCUUCGUCUAUACAUGAUCAACUCUCCCGUUGUUCGUGCUGAGCCUCUGAGAUUCAAGGAGUCUGGAGUCAAGGAGAUUGUCAGCAAGGUUCUUCUUCCCUUGUGGAACAGCUACAAGUUCUUCGAGGGCCAGGUCGCUCUCUUGAAGAAGGCUAAAGAUAUUGAUUUUGUCUUUGAUCCUUCUGCAGAGCGCACCAACAAGAACGUGUUUGAUCGUUGGAUCCUGGCAAGCACUCAAAGUCUGCUCAAGUGGGUUAACCAGGAGAUGGCUGCUUACAGGCUCUACACUGUUGUCCCUCGUCUGCUCGAAUUGAUUGAUAACACCACUAACUGGUACAUUCGCUUCAACCGCAAGCGCCUCAAGGGUGAGAACGGCGUCGAUGACACAUUGCACGCCCUGAAUACUCUAUUUGAGGUUCUCUACACCCUAGUCCGAGGUCUUGCUCCUUUCACUCCUUUCAUUACCGACAACAUCUACCAGCGCCUUCUCCCUCACAUUCCUGAGGCUCUUCGCGGCGUCGACGCCCGCUGUGUUCACUUCCUUCCUUUCCCUGAAGUGCGUGAAGAGCUUUUCGAUUCUACUGUGGAAAGACGUGUCUCGCGCAUGCAGAAGGUUAUUGAGCUGGGUCGUGUGAGCCGUGAGCGCCGCGCUAUUGGUCUGAAGACACCCCUUAAGUCCCUUGUCGUCAUCCACAAUGAUCCCGUAUACCUUGAAGAUGUGAGGUCUCUUGAGAGCUACAUUUGCUCUGAAUUGAACGUGCUCGACCUUGAGCUGUCGUCCGACGAGGCCAAGUACGGCGUCAACUACAGUGUCAUGGCCGACUGGCCCACUUUGGGUAAGAAGCUGAAGAAGGAUGUCCAGAAGGUCAAGAAGGCUCUGCCUCUACUUUCCAGUGAUGACGUGAAGGGAUUCCUUCUUAACAAGAAGAUCCUUGUCGAUGGCAUUGAACUCGUCGAGGGCGACCUCGUUGUGAAGCGUGGAAUCAAGGAGGAUGAGAACUCCAAGGGAAUGGAGACCAACACUGACUCUGACGUGUUGACCAUCCUUGAUGCCAACAUUCACCCGGAGCUGGCUGAACAAGGUCUGGGUCGUGAAAUUAUCAACCGUGUCCAGCGUCUUCGCAAGGAGGCUGGUCUGGUUGCUACCGAUGACGUGAAGAUGGAAUAUACCGUUAUCUCAGACCCUGACAACAUUGGUAUCAGCGAGGCUUUCAAGUCCCAGGCUCCUGAGAUCGAGAAGGUUCUGCGCCGGCCCGUUGAAGAGAGUGCGUUCGGUGCCGAUAAGCUUCCUACCGGUGAUGAAGAGGGUACCAUCUCCCAAAAAGAAAUGGAGGUGCAAAACGCCACCUUCUUGUUGCGCCUGCUCAAGCUGUAG
This is a messenger RNA of Penicillium soppii, 3186 nucleotides long. Its product is annotated as isoleucine--tRNA ligase ILS1. Bases 1 to 3186 code for a protein of 1061 amino acids. Gene Ontology annotation, biological process: isoleucyl-tRNA aminoacylation. Lineage: Eukaryota; Fungi; Ascomycota; Eurotiomycetes; Eurotiales; Aspergillaceae. Gene Ontology annotation, molecular function: ATP binding; tRNA binding; isoleucine-tRNA ligase activity. The transcript is spliced from 11 exons. The record is from RefSeq and is a predicted model, not a curated record.